AUGGAGCCGUUUUGGGAUAGCGAUGUCUACAAAGCCACCGAAGCGGCGUGCUACUUCCUCAUGACACACGCCGACGAGGAGAUGAUGAGGAAUGUCGAAGAGGCCGUGGACAACAUACGCGGAGCACAGCACCCAGAUGGCUACAUCAAUUCGUAUUACACCGUGCGAGGAAUCGAAAAACGAUGGACGAAUCUCCGCGACAUGCACGAACUGUACUGUAUCGGCCACCUCAUCGAAGCAUGUGUCGCCUACGAGACCUUGACCGGCAGCGGACGGCUUCUGGAACCGGUCAUGAAAGUUGUGCAGCAUAUUGAUUCAAUCUUUGGAUCAGAGCCUGGGAAGAGACGCGGCUAUCCUGGCCAUCAAGAAAUCGAAAUUGGAUUGUUGAGGCUAUACGAAAUGACCAAGGACCCCCUUCUUCUGCAAGUAGCUCAGUACUUCAUCCUCGAGCGCGGAACAAGAGAUGAGAAGGACGAGAUCUACUUUGACAAAGAAGCUUGGGCCAGAGGAAACGAUCCUGGGGAUUGGCUCAGCUUUGAGUUCAGACCGACUUACCGGAUGCCUAGAGACUACGGCUACCACCAAGCCGAUCGGCGGCUAGCAGAUGCGACUGAAUUGGUGGGUCAUUCUGUCAGAGCCAUGUACUUCAUGACCGCCGCAACCGACCUCGUGCGUUUGACAAAGCAUGAAGGUAUCCACAAGUCUCUGGCCGCGCUAUGGAGAGAUAUGGUCGACAAGAAGAUGUACAUCACGGGCGGACUGGGUUCUGUCCGUCAAUGGGAGGGAUUUGGACACCCAUACGUGCUCGGGGAUACCGAAGAGGGUGGUGUCUGCUAUGCUGAGACUUGCGCAACUUUUGGAAUGAUUGGCUGGUGCCAACGAAUGCUUCGUCUCAACCUCAACUCCGAGUACGCCGAUGUUAUGGAAAUUGGUCUGUACAACGGCUUCCUUGGCGCGAUCGGUCUAGACGGAGAGUCGUUUUACUAUGAGAACCCUCUUCGCACGUUCACAGGCCGACCGAAGGAGCGGAGUCGGUGGUUCGACGUCGCCUGUUGCCCGCCAAACGUCGCCAAGCUUCUUGGCAAUCUUGGAGCAUUCAUCUACACCAUGCAAGAUCAAAGAGUGGCCAUUCACUUGUACAUCGAGAGUGUGCUUCACGUGCCUGGAAGCGACGCUGUGGUUGCGAUCAAAACUGCUGCACCUUGGUCUGGAAAGGUCGAGAUAGCGUGGUCAGGCACAGUUACAAUUGCUUUGAGGAUUCCUGGGUGGUCGGAUGGCUACACGAUUGAUGGGUCAAAUGGCGACGGCACAUGCAAAGACGGAUAUCUGUACCUGCCAGAAGGAACAGAUGGAAGGGUUCAAGUUGUCUUCAGCUUCAAGCCGCAGCUCAUGUACGCCAACCCAAAACUUGGCAAAAAUGAGGUAUGCGUUCGGCGCGGGCCUUUGGUGUAUUGCAUCGAAGAUGUCGACAACGAGCUGGACAUUGAUAACGUCAUCCUUUCGACGACAAGCCUGAAGGAUGGCUCUCCACUGGAUAUUCUGGGCUAUGAGGUCACCCCUGUGAUUGCCAGGGGAACAGAACUGAAGAAUGCGAACGGCUCAAAGCUGUAUAGUCACAAGCCAUGGGAACGUGGUGAGGAAAGAGAUCUCGUGUUCAUACCGUACUAUGCCCGGGCAAAUCGUGGCGGCAAUGGGGGGAUGAGAGUUUGGUGCUUCAGGGAUUAA
Colletotrichum chrysophilum is the source of this 1725-nucleotide messenger RNA. RefSeq lists its product as uncharacterized. Gene Ontology annotation, biological process: carbohydrate metabolic process. The transcript has 2 exons. The record is from RefSeq and is a predicted model, not a curated record. Bases 1 to 1725 code for a protein of 574 amino acids. NCBI's taxonomy places the organism in Eukaryota, Fungi, Ascomycota, Sordariomycetes, Glomerellales, Glomerellaceae.